AUUUUAAUCCUUAACAAACGACCAAUCAAUCUCACCGUCGAGUGACGAAGACCAUUUAAAGCAUGGAUUAGCCAACAUCCAAGGACUGUCUCAAACACUAGUCGCUGAUGAAAAGUUGUAGCAAUUGUUGAACAAAUGGAAGCCUCUUCUUCUUCUUCUUGCAGAUCAAGUUCAACCACAAGUUUAUGCAGCUACCAUGUGUUUUUGAGUUUUCGAGGAGAAGAUACACGCAAAGGAUUCACUGAUCAUUUAUGUGCUGCCCUUGAAAGAAAAGGGAUAACAACUUUUAGAGAUGACAAAGACCUUGAGAGAGGGCAAGUCAUUUCAGAAAAGCUAAUCAAUGCAAUUAAAGAUUCUAUGUUUGCCAUCACUGUCCUCUCACCAGACUAUGCUUCCUCCACCUGGUGUUUGGAUGAACUUCAAAUGAUCAUGGAAUGCAGCAAUAAGGGUCUAGAAGUUUUACCAGUCUUCUAUGGUGUGGAUCCAUCUGAUGUAAGACAUCAAAGAGGAUGCUUUGAGGAAUCUUUCAGAAAACAUCUAGAGAAAUUUGGUCAACACAGUGACAGGGUUGAUAGAUGGAGAGAUGCUUUCACACAAGUUGCCAGUUACUCUGGAUGGGAUUCCAAGGGCCAGCACGAGGCGUUACUAGUUGAAAGCAUUGCUCAACACAUACAUAGAAAGUUGGUUCCUAAAUUGCCAUCUUGUACAGAGAACCUUGUUGGGAUUGCUUCAAAAGUGGAGGAAGUGAACAAGCUCUUAGGUAUGGGGUUGAAUGAUGUUCGCUUUAUAGGCAUAUGGGGUAUGGGUGGCAUAGGUAAGACAACUAUUGCUAGAGCUGUUUACGAAGCAAUCCAAUGUGAAUUUCAAACUACUUGCUUUCUUGAAAAUGUUAGAGAGAUAUCUGAGGCAAAUGGUUUAGUUCACAUACAAAGGCAACUUCUUUCUCAUCUAAGUAUAAGUAGAAAUGAUUUUCAUAAUUUGUAUGAUGGCAAAAAAACAAUACAAAAUUCUUUAUGCAGAAAAAAGGUUCUACUUGUUCUUGAUGAUGUGAAUGAAAUAAAUCAGUUGGAGAAUUUGGCUGGGAAGCAAGAUUGGUUUGGUCCAGGAAGUAGAGUAAUAAUCACAACAAGAGAUAAACACUGGUUGAUAACACAUGGAGUACAUCAACCUUAUGAGGUUGGGAUGCUAUUCCAAAACGAAGCCCUUAAUGUCUUUUGUUUGAAAGCCUUUAAAGGAGAUAAACCACAAGAAGGCUAUUUGGAUUUGUCUAAAGAAGUGGUGGAAUAUGCUGGUGGUCUUCCAUUGGCACUUGAGGUGUUAGGUUCCUAUCUUUAUGGAAGAAGUGUUGAUCUUUGGCAUAGUGCUAUUAAAAAUAUAAGAAGUGCUCCUCUACGUGAAAUCCAAGAUAAACUGAAAAUAAGUUAUGAGAGCUUAGAUGCCAUGGAGAAGAAUAUAUUUCUAGAUAUUUCCUGUUUCUUCAAGGGAAUGAAGAGAGAUAAAGUAAUAAAUAUAUUAGAAAAUUGUGGAUAUCACCCCGAAAUUACAAUUCAAGUUUUGAUAGACAGAUCUUUGAUAACUCUAGAUCGUGUCAAUAAUAAACUGGGGAUGCAUGAUUUGCUUCAAGAAAUGGGAAGGAAUAUUGUAAUUCAGGAAUCUCCAAAUGAUCCAGGCAAACGUAGCAGAUUAUGGUCUAAAGAAGACAUUGAUCGUGUGUUGACAAAAAAUAAGGGAACCGAAAAAAUUAGCAGUGUAGUUCUCAACUCACUCCAACCAUAUGAAGCACGCUGGAGCACUGAAGCAUUCUCAAUGGCAACUCAGAUAAAAUUACUCAGCUUAAAUGAGGUGCAUCUUCCCCUUGGCCUCAGCUGCCUUCCUAGUUCUUUGAAAGUUCUUCGGUGGAGAGGAUGUCCUUUAAAGACUCUUGCACAAACAAAUCAACUGGAUGAAGUUGUUGACAUUAAACUAUCUCAUAGCCAACUUGAACUACUUUGGCAAGGAAUAAAUUUUAUGGAAAAUCUGAAGUAUCUGAAUUUGAAAUUUUCCAAGAACCUAAAGAGAUUGCCUGAUUUUUAUGGGGUUCCAAAUCUUGAAAAAUUGAUUCUUAAAGGCUGCGCAAGCCUAACUGAGGUUCAUCCUUCCCUUGUACACCACAAUAAAGUUGUUCUGGUGAAUUUAGAGGACUGCAAAAGUCUUGAAGCUCUUCCUGAGAAAUUGGAGAUGAGUUCCCUGAAGGAGUUGAUUCUUUCUGGAUGCUGUGAAUUUAAAUUCCUUCCAGAGUUUGGGGAAAGCAUGGAAAAUCUAUCAAUCCUUGCUUUACAAGGAACAGCUUUAAGGAAUCUAACCUCAUCACUUGGACGCCUAGUUGGACUUACUGAUUUGAACUUGAAGGACUGCAAAAGUCUUGUUUGUCUUCCAGAUACCAUUCAUGGAUUGAAUUCCCUCAGAGUUUUGGAUAUUUCUGGGUGCUCAAAACUGUGUAGAUUGCCAGAUGGUUUAAAGGAAAUCAAGUGUUUGGAGGAACUCCAUGCUAAUGAUACUUCUAUUGAUGAACUCUAUAGAUUGCCAGAUAGUCUUAAAGUAUUAUCAUUUGCUGGUUGCAAAGGGACGUUGGCCAAGUCAAUGAACCGGUUUAUUCCUUUCAACCGGAUGCGAGCGAGUCAACCAGCUCCCACUGGGUUCAGAUUUCCACAUUCUGCUUGGAAUCUACCCUCUUUAAAACAUAUAAAUUUAAGUUAUUGUGAUCUUUCUGAAGAAUCAAUCCCACAUUAUUUUCUCCAAUUAACGUCAUUGGUGUCUUUGGAUCUAACUGGUAACAAUUUUGUUACCAUACCAAGCAGCAUUUCUGAACUCUCGAAGCUGGAACUUCUUACUCUAAAUUGCUGCGAAAAGCUUCAAUUGCUGCCAGAGCUUCCACCAAGUAUAAUGCAGUUGGAUGCAAGCAAUUGUGAUUCACUGGAAACUCCCAAAUUCGAUCCAGCAAAGCCAUGCAGUCUCUUUGCAUCACCAAUACAACUGUCCUUACCUCGAGAAUUUAAAAGCUUUAUGGAGGGUCGUUGUCUCCCCACAACAAGAUUUGACAUGCUUAUCCCAGGGGAUGAAAUUCCAUCUUGGUUUGUUCCUCAAAGAUCCGUUUCCUGGGAAAAAGUACACAUCCCUAAUAAUUUCCCUCAAGAUGAAUGGGUAGGAUUUGCAUUGUGUUUCCUAUUAGUGAGUUAUGCCGUCCCACCUGAAUUGUGCAAUCAUGAGAUUGAUUGUUAUUUGUUUUCGCCUAAUGGUAAGCAAUUGAUCAGCACCAGGAGAUUACCUCCUAUGGAUCCCUGUUAUCCUCAUCUUUAUAUUCUCUACUUGUCCAUUGAACAAUUCCGCGACAAAAUUCUCGAAGAUGAUUAUUGGGACGACGUUGAAUUUUCAUUGAAAUGUUAUUGUUGUCAAUCAUUGCAAAUAGUGAAUAGCGGCUGCCGUUUGGUGUGCAAACAAGAUGUUAAAGUGUUUCAAGAUCAUAUGGUUGUCAGUCCUUGACAAUAGCAUCAUUCAUUCUGCGAUGAACAUGGAGCUUCCUGUGGCGAAAUGAGAUGAACUUGACCAGCAAAAUGCUACACAAGCCAACAACUUACAGAAGCAGUAUCAGAUGCAGGCAAAAUCUUCAAUAUUUGAAACUUAUUUGAGUGGCCAUUGUUUUAAAGAAGCUGGGCUUGAGGUUCAGUCAAAGAAAACCUCUGUUACUUAGUGUGGUUUCAAUUCAUACUUGAUGUAUAAGAUUGUUUGAAUCUAUCUAUAAAUUUAUAAAUCCUGUUAUCAUCUAAUAUUCCAUCUAUAUUUAUAGAUAAAUUUGAGAUGAACUCCUUUUUAA
This is a messenger RNA of Medicago truncatula (barrel medic), 3850 nucleotides long. Its product is annotated as TMV resistance protein N. Bases 136 to 3519 code for a protein of 1127 amino acids. Gene Ontology annotation, biological process: signal transduction; defense response. NCBI's taxonomy places the organism in Eukaryota, Viridiplantae, Streptophyta, Magnoliopsida, Fabales, Fabaceae. The record is from RefSeq and is a predicted model, not a curated record. Gene Ontology annotation, molecular function: ADP binding; protein binding. The transcript is spliced from 5 exons.